GUCAAAACACCUGGUGUCAACAUGGCCGACACAAAGAACAAACUACGGUACAACACGGUGAGGUUUUGUGUCAGCCGCCAGAACUACAGUAUGCGAAUGCGCAAUCGGCUCUGCGAUGGAAUGCAAUCGGCUGAAACGACCGCAGAGGAUCAACUUGACACAAGCACAACCAUGAUGAUGAUAAUGAUGAUGAUGAAGAACAAUUCUUUCCUUGCCCUGCUGGUUUUGACCAUCGCUGCCUCGGCCCUGGUAUCGGGAUUCGUGCAGCAGCCGGCGCAGAGCAUCCGAAGCGCACCGGAGAGCACGACAACGGCCGUGAACGGAAUCUGGGACAAGGUGGUCAAGAGCAUGGAAUCCGGUUACGCCGGGGGCGAAGAAUCUCCCUACGCCAAGAUCAAGGCGGCCGACGCCAAGAAGGAAGAAAUCCGAAGAAAGAAGGCCCUCGAGCGACAAAAAAGAGGCUUCACCGAGCUCAAGGACGUCAAGAAGAAGUCCUUUGUCAAGCUCAAGUACCCCGGAGCCGAGGAGGAGGAAGAGCCACCGGCACCCGAAAAGAAGAAAUUGUUUGGAUUGUUUUGAAGCGAUUCAAACAAAACCCACCAAAGCAACAGAUCCAAUUGACAUCGAAUUUCAUUAUUGGCUUUGCUACUGGCUUGAUAUGAAGCAAAUUGCAAACUAUCUUCUUGACGAAUAAUGGACUCUUUUUAAA
Pseudo-nitzschia multistriata is the source of this 709-nucleotide messenger RNA. NCBI's taxonomy places the organism in Eukaryota, Bacillariophyta, Bacillariophyceae, Bacillariales, Bacillariaceae. The record is from the annotation of a GenBank genome assembly.